Aureobasidium namibiae CBS 147.97 is the source of this 1203-nucleotide messenger RNA. RefSeq names its product methionine aminopeptidase 1A. NCBI's taxonomy places the organism in Eukaryota, Fungi, Ascomycota, Dothideomycetes, Dothideales, Saccotheciaceae. The transcript is spliced from 3 exons. Gene Ontology annotation, biological process: proteolysis. The coding region runs from base 1 to 1203 and encodes 400 amino acids. The record is from RefSeq and is a predicted model, not a curated record. Gene Ontology annotation, molecular function: metalloaminopeptidase activity.
AUGGCCAGCGAAGACAAGCGUGUGUGCGAGGGCGCAGACUGCAGCAACGAGGCAGGCACGCUGCAAUGCCCUACCUGCCAGAAGCAGGGAAUGACCAGCUUCUUCUGCAGCAACGACUGCUUCAAGCGCAACUGGAGCGAGCACAAGAAGAAGCACAAGUCAACGAGUAACCCUCUCCGCUCCCUGUUUGCUCCCAAAGUCAUUUCUGAACCUGACCCAGCAACCGGCACCCACAACCCUUUCCCGGCCUUCCCAUACACCGGCGAUCUCAGACCCGUCUACCCUCUAUCGCCAAAGCGCAAGGUCCCCGAACACAUUCCCCGCCCCGACUACGCCAAAGAUGGCAUUCCGCGCUCCGAGCAGGUCUUUGUUGGCAAGAACAAGAUCACCAUUCUCGACAAGACCCAGCAGCAAGGCAUGCGCAAGGUCUGCAGGCUGGCACGCGAGGUUCUGGACAUUGCCGCUCGCGCCGCUAAACCCGGCGUCACUACCGACUACAUCGACGAGGUCGUUCACAAUGCUUGUGUUGAAAGAGACUCAUACCCCUCGCCCCUGAACUACUGCCACUUCCCCAAGUCCGUCUGCACCUCCGUCAACGAGUCCAUCUGUCACGGUAUUCCUGACCAGCGCGUCCUCAAGGACGGCGACAUCAUCAACAUCGACGUCACUUUGUACCACGGCGGCUUCCACGGCGACAUCAACGAGACCUACUAUGUUGGCGACAAAGCUCUGGCAGACCCCGAUUCAGUCCGUGUCGUUGAGACUGCCCGCGAGUGUCUAGACGAAGCCAUCAAGAUCGCAAAGCCCAACACACUAUUCAGAGAGUACGGUCCGGUCAUCGCAAAGCACGCCGAGGACAGAGGCUGCAGCACCGUCAAGACCUACUGCGGCCACGGAAUCAACACCUUGUUCCACUGUGCCCCCAAUGUUCCCCACUACGCAAAGAACAAGGCAAUCGGUAUGGCCAAGCCCGGCAUGUGCUUUACCAUCGAGCCCAUGAUCUGUCUCGGAACCUACAAGGACCGAACAUGGCCCGACAACUGGACCAGUGUUACUGUUGACGGCAAGCGCUCUGCUCAGUUCGAACACACUCUUCUCGUGACAGAGACCGGUGUCGAGGUCCUGACGGCACGUCUGCCCGACUCACCUGGCGGCGCCGUGGCCUGGCCCGGAACAGCGAACGGUCUCCCCGCUGCCGCAUAA